This is a messenger RNA of Hirsutella rhossiliensis, 726 nucleotides long. Its product is annotated as restriction endonuclease domain-containing protein. The coding region runs from base 1 to 726 and encodes 241 amino acids. Gene Ontology annotation, cellular component: mitochondrion. Lineage: Eukaryota; Fungi; Ascomycota; Sordariomycetes; Hypocreales; Ophiocordycipitaceae. The transcript has a single exon. The record is from RefSeq and is a predicted model, not a curated record.
AUGCUGAAGCAGAGCUGUUUCCAGCCAUGGCGGCAGGCCAGGCUCCGAAUCUCUCCCGCCCGCUGCUUCGUCCUCAGCCCUGGGAGACGGCAAUGCCCAGCUCAUGACAAGCCGCCCGGGGAACAAGAGCCUCUUGAGAACCAACUGCAGUUUCCCGAUGCGCCAACAACACGGCACUCGGAUCUGGCCUCCUUUCUGGACCAUACGCGGCGCACCGGUCUCGACGAGAAAUCAACCGUCUAUGUCGGCACCCACUACGAGUACACCGUCGCCGACGCCCUGUCGAGGCACGGCUUCUUCCUCAAGCGCAUCGGCGGAGCGUCAGACUACGGCACCGACCUCAUUGGCACCUGGACGCUCCCCUCCCUCGACCAUCCCAUGAGGGUGCUCCUCCAGUGCAAGGCCGGCGUGCAGCGCGUCGGCCCUCAGCAUGUGCGGGAGCUCGAGGGCGCUUUCAUCGGGGCUCCCGUCGGCUGGCGAGGCGACGGCGUGCUGGGCGUGCUGGUGAGUGAGCGGGCCGCGACAAAAGGCGUCAGGGACUCGCUCUGUAGGAGUAGGUGGCCCAUGGCGUUUGCGUGUUGCUCCAGGACCGGCGCCCUAACCCAGAUGCUGUGGAACCGGCGCGCUGAGGAGCAGGGCCUUGAGGGAUUUGGCGUCACCGUCAAGCAUGCCCAGGAUCAAGCUCCGGAAUUGGUCUUAACGCGUGACGGCAAGGUUGUGGCAUGA